GCAUAUUUCUAACACAUGCCCGGAAAUCGUUAAAAUGGCUGGAACAACGAACGACAACGUUUUUGAUUCCAUAAAACUUCGUUUUAAGUUUGAACUUAAACCUGAACAAAAGAAAAUUAUUCAUGAAAUUUUACAAGGACGAGACGUUAAUGCAGUGCUGCCGACGGGAUUCGGAAAGUCCAUGUGUUUUAUUGUUCCUCCAUUGAUCAAGGAUAUGCAGGUACAUGUACAUCUGUCUAUUAGAAGCGUCAUUUUUGUAGAGGCGAAAGCUGACGUUCCCUGUCCGCAAACGUGUUAAAUUCGAUCUUUAAAUUUUGCAAAUAUUGUGUAUUUUUCUUUCUCACUAUGUUUAUUUUGUUAUUUUAUCUUAAAUAACCAACCGCAUAUAAUUUCUUUCGUAUCCCGUAGGUAUCCGCCUAUACUAACGCUAGCAAUUAAGCUGGCUCUUAUAUUAAACACAAAACUUUCUAUCCGCACGUUUUUAUUAUAUCAACAAUCUAAAUUUAUAUUAUUGGUUUCCAUUUUAUGUCUUUCUAUUUUAACAUAUUUAGAUAACAUUUGUUCUUUUUCUUUUUCAGAACUUGGGUGAACAGCAUUUCCUGUCUUUGGUCGUAUCACCACUUAUAAGCCUUAUGAAAGAUCAGGCGAGCCAACUACAAGAAUCGGGUAUUAAAUGCUGGCUGUCUUGUGAUGAUUGUCUUCCUGUUAAAGAUCUAGCUCAUGCCGACGUAAGCAUCGUCUAUGUGACUCCAGAGGCUCUGAAGCAGACACAUUGGCGAAGACUUUUGCGUGACCCGACGUUUCAGACACGCUUGUGCCUUUUUGCGGUCGAUGAAGCGCAUUGUGUGUCCGACUGGGGAUAUGAGUUCCGCCCAGAAUUUAGAGACUUGUCGGAAAUUCGAAGUGUGGUUGAUGUUCCGUUGCUAGCAAUAACGGCUACGGCUACAGAGCGGGUUCGAGAAGACAUUGUUAAAUACCUGCAGAUUUCUGAUAAUGCAUUCAGCAUCGCUAUUGUACCUGACAGACCUAACAUAACCCUCGUUGUGAAAAGUACGGGUUCAGAGCGCUACGAGGAGGAAUUGCAGUGGCUCCUUGACUAUGCACGUGUGCACAUUGACAACGAAUCAAUGGCUAAAACCAUCAUCUUCUGCAGAUCAUACAGGAUGGUAUAUGGCGUUUGGUCUUGGUUGUUAGAUGCCAUUGGGCUGAAGGUCUAUGCAGAAGAAAAACAUACUGUGGAAGGCAGAAGAGUGGAGAUGUUCACUGCAUCCACAACGGAAAAGGACAAGAACCGCAUACUGGACAACUUUUAAAAUGGAAUAAUAAGGAUCAUCGUUUCAACGGUUGCGUUUGGGAUGGGCGUUAACAUCCCCAACGUCAGUUUGGUUGUUCACUGGGGAGCACCAAAAUCCUUUCUUACUUACUGGCAGGAGGUAGGACGUGCGGGUCGAGAGGGGAAACAGGCAUUGGCCGUGCUUAUCCCCUACAAACGGAGCUGCCUAACAUCCAUGUGUGAUGGUGACUUUUCUGAAUCAUUAACAACUGCUGUAUGUGUCAGGAACAGGACACUCACAGCUUUGCUUACAAAGGAUAUGGACAAGUCGUCGAUCCCCGUCCAUGAUUCUUGUGAGAACACAUGUGAUGUGUGCGUGUGUAAACAGUGUUUGUGCUGUAGUGUGUGCUACGAACAAUGCCUUUGUCCUGGAAAAGCAGACCAGAUAAAAAAAUCCUCAGUGAGCACUAGUGUCAGUAUCGUUGCUGCUGUUGUUGUAACUAUUAUACGAAACAUUUUCUUAUGAAUGUUUACGUUGUAAAUCAUUAAUCAUAGUAUUGUAAAUGGAACGUAUUCACAUACAAAUACUUAACUAUAAAUUAA
This is a messenger RNA of Dreissena polymorpha, 1876 nucleotides long. RefSeq lists its product as uncharacterized. Bases 633 to 1313 code for a protein of 226 amino acids. Gene Ontology annotation, molecular function: 3'-5' DNA helicase activity; four-way junction helicase activity; ATP binding. Gene Ontology annotation, biological process: double-strand break repair via homologous recombination. Lineage: Eukaryota; Metazoa; Mollusca; Bivalvia; Myida; Dreissenidae. Gene Ontology annotation, cellular component: cytoplasm; chromosome; nucleus. The transcript is spliced from 5 exons. The record is from RefSeq and is a predicted model, not a curated record.